AUGGAGGGAGCAAUGACUACUAGUUAUAAAACAGCUGUUGUUCAUGGUGAUAGACAGAAUGGUGAUCGCAGAGUUGGUCAACUAAACCGGUACCAGGGUCAUAGAGGUGGUGAUAAAGGAAAAGGGAUUGCUAAGGAACCACAAGGAGAUGUUAGAAUGGAAGGUUCUUUUCACCCCUAUCGUGAGAAAGGCUCUAGGGGUCACAAGGCGACACAAUAUGGUAAUACAAGGCCUGUGAAUCUUUCCAGGGGAUCGAAACAAGCUCACAGUACUGGAGGGCAUCAAGCUAUGGAAAAUCCAGAGAAACUAAUGCUCAAUGCUUUCAGAGGAGUUGACGGAUCACCUCCAAUGGGAAGGUUUCCAACAGACAAAGAGGCUGGUGGUGGUACUUCAUCAAAGGCUCGUAAAGCUCUACUCUUUGAGGAGGAGGAACCAGGGGCGGUAGUGGAAGCUCAGCAUCUCGAGAAUGAGAUAAUUCCAGUGGAAAAUUUCAAUGGAGAUCACGAAGAGGAACCAGAAAGUGACAAAGUUGUGGAGGUGCAAACGCAGUCAAAUAGGAAUGGAGUUGACUUGUUGGCGGAUGGGGAGGUGAUGUCGGAUUCAGAGCUUCUUGUGGAGGAUGGAGAGUUGGAAGGUUGGGAACAAGGUGCUGAAACGGAUUUCAUGGAGGACAAUGAUAUGGUUACUAAUGACCAAGCUCUUGCAGACCUGGAGAUCGCUAAUGAUCAUUCCAAAACAACCUUGGAAGCCAAGAAUUUGGGAGACACAAGCAAGGGAAUGGACGGCAUGGACGGCAAGUUAAAGGCAAAGAAUGGUACUGUGGAUGCAGGAGGCCCUUCUAAGAAAAGAAAUGCUUCAGUGUUUGCUUCACCACGCAAGAAGUUGUUGGCACAAGCUGCUGCUAAGGUAGGUGAGAAAGGCUCCAGGAAGGUUACUGGUAAGCCUAAGAUUCCACCUCAGUAA
Molecule: messenger RNA, 963 nt
Organism: Eruca vesicaria subsp. sativa (arugula)
Lineage: Eukaryota; Viridiplantae; Streptophyta; Magnoliopsida; Brassicales; Brassicaceae
Source: the annotation of a GenBank genome assembly